AUGUCUGAAAAACUCAUUUCUGAAGAACUCAAGAAAAUAAUCCCUUUUCAUUACGAACUGGACAGGGAUAAACUUGAAAUAACGCGUGUUGAUGGUGUCCCUGUUACUAUUAAAGACUUCGAAGAACUCGCGACAAUACUCCCUUCCUCUUAUAAACUCGACCUAGCUGACAACAAAAUUGUAAUAAUGCCCGUUGGCGCUCGAACUGGACAAAGAGAGGCUAGACUUAUAUAUGAAGUUACUGGCUGGUGUAUGAAUAACCCUAGACUUGUUGGACUAUACGGAAGUAGUCAGACAUGUUAUAACUUGCCUCUACCAAAUCCUACUGUUCGGGGUCCAGAUGCUUCCGUUGUUCUCGCAACAAGAUGGAAUGCAUUAUCGGUUAAUGAUCAAAACGAAGCGUUUCCCUCAGUUGCCCCAAAUUUUGUUGCGGAAAUACGUUCAGAUAACGAUUCUGAGGAUUAUUGUCACCGAAAAAUGAUAGAUUUUAUGAAUGCAGAUGUUGAAGAAGGUAUUUUGAUUGAUCCCCUCAAUCAAACUGUAACAGUAUAUCGAGUUCAACAAGACAAUAUUGUUAUGAACGUGCGAAGAAAUCCUCGUACUUUUACUUCUCGAAUUCUUAACGGAUUCGUUUUAGACUUGCAGG
This is a messenger RNA of Funneliformis caledonium, 646 nucleotides long. NCBI's taxonomy places the organism in Eukaryota, Fungi, Glomeromycota, Glomeromycetes, Glomerales, Glomeraceae. The record is from the annotation of a GenBank genome assembly.